AUGGCGAAUGAUUUUCAUACAUGGCAAAAAGCAGCUGUCCUCCAGCACAUCGCCAAAGCUCAUAACCUGAAAGGUCAACUGCCUGAAGGGAGCAUGGAAUCUUUGGCAACAACCAUUCGUUUCGUCACGCUGAACUGCCGAACACUAUCGAGUGGACUCCAACAAGCCGCUCUAUGCAGGCUUCUGCGAUAUCUCUGGGUGCCUUUUGCUGCACCGCAGGAAACGCGCAUGAGAGCUCGGCCCGUCAUCAGCAUCGAAAAUUACACCAUAUACUGCGGCGAUGCUGAUGAGAACAAAGUAGAUGGCUGCGCGAUAGCUGAGGAACGAUUACAACAACCUGGAGAAGGAAUUUGGCUCAACUUCGUCUAG
This is a messenger RNA of Necator americanus (New World hookworm), 369 nucleotides long. RefSeq lists its product as uncharacterized. The record is from RefSeq and is a predicted model, not a curated record. The coding region runs from base 1 to 369 and encodes 122 amino acids. The transcript has a single exon. NCBI's taxonomy places the organism in Eukaryota, Metazoa, Nematoda, Chromadorea, Rhabditida, Ancylostomatidae.